AUGGAAAAGCUCCUCCUUCUCCUCUACCAGCCACUUCCAUGCCGGUCACUACGGAAAGUUUUGAAUCAUUCGAGCACGAAAAUGCUCCAGGAGCAUUGCUUGGAGCUCAACGUCCAGCUCCGGGCAUUUUUCGUGUCCCCUAUGGUCUUCCUGGAGCUCCUCAGGCUUCAUAUCAUCAUCCAGCUGUCCCCUCGUCGUCGAAGAAGACCAGCAGUGUCAAUUCUUGGGCCAAACGAGAGGAGAGAUGAAGGACCACUGGAUGAUUCGGUGGAUUGGCAAGAUGGUGGACAAGCUGAUGGGCAAGGCCAAGGACAGACCGACAAUAAUUAA
Caenorhabditis briggsae is the source of this 330-nucleotide messenger RNA. The record is from RefSeq and is a predicted model, not a curated record. Lineage: Eukaryota; Metazoa; Nematoda; Chromadorea; Rhabditida; Rhabditidae. The coding region runs from base 1 to 330 and encodes 109 amino acids. The transcript has 4 exons.